UAUACUCUUUGACUGGCGAGACCCACUCGGUGAAGCAAUGUCGUCUCUUUCGCUAACGUUGUUACCUUCUCCGUCUUUGGUAUCGGUGAGGAGCACUAAACUUGGGCGGAGUGUCAGUAACGGUGGCCGGAAUUGGUCAAAACUCACUAGAUUGUUGGAGAAAUCGAAGAGCAGACGAAAUUGUGGUCUCUGCUGCAAGGCGGAGCUGUCAGAGCUAACUCCAGUCGCCUCUGCUGCUUAUGGUGUUCUUCUUCUAGGAGGCGGUCUCUUCGCCUAUAGCAAAUCUGGAAGCAAAGGUUCUCUCUUUGGUGGUUUGACCGGUUCUGUUCUUAUGGCAUCUGCUUACUUCCUUACUAAAUCGCCAGAGACAAGAGUUCUUGGUGACACCAUAGGACUUGGCGCUGCCUUCCUCUUCUCUUCCGUCUUCGGAUUUCGUUUAGCAUCUUCCCGGAAACCAGUGCCAGCAGGACCGCUACUACUCCUUUCUGUCGGCAUGUUGUCCUUCUUUGUAAUGGCGUAUAUGCACGACAGUUUACCUCCUAUAUACGUACCUGAUCCGUUACCUUUACCUUAGCCUAGAUGAGAGCAUUUGGUUGAUAACCUGAGAGGAAAGCUCUCAAAAGUAUGAAUCAAGAACAGUUUUUGCUUUUUUUCCCCACACCAAUAAAUUGCAAAGCUGUGUGAAGCUAAUGUGGAGAGAAUAAUUUUUGUUUCAUAUGCAUCUCCAUUCAAGAAUUUGUUAGUGACUUUGUUUGAUGUUGAAAUGAUCCAAAUAUAAAGUUUGAUGUUGAAUGAUCCAAAAGAGAAAGUUAUAAUA
Camelina sativa (false flax) is the source of this 817-nucleotide messenger RNA. RefSeq names its product protein FATTY ACID EXPORT 4, chloroplastic. Gene Ontology annotation, biological process: fatty acid transport. Gene Ontology annotation, molecular function: fatty acid transmembrane transporter activity. Gene Ontology annotation, cellular component: chloroplast inner membrane. Lineage: Eukaryota; Viridiplantae; Streptophyta; Magnoliopsida; Brassicales; Brassicaceae. The record is from RefSeq and is a predicted model, not a curated record.